Molecule: messenger RNA, 1848 nt
Organism: Malania oleifera
Lineage: Eukaryota; Viridiplantae; Streptophyta; Magnoliopsida; Santalales; Ximeniaceae
Product: F-box protein At3g12350
Exons: 2
Coding region: 294-1739 (481 amino acids)
Biological process (GO): gibberellic acid mediated signaling pathway; SCF-dependent proteasomal ubiquitin-dependent protein catabolic process
Cellular component (GO): SCF ubiquitin ligase complex
Molecular function (GO): protein binding
Source: RefSeq, a predicted model, not a curated record
AUUGCAUUCCUACCCCUCUACACACUCGAUCAAAAAUGAUCAAAUUACAGUUGCACCCCUAUCUCUGUAGCGGAGAACUGCUCUGACCUCUGAAGCUUCCAUGUAGCCUCCAACCAUUUCUUCAUCAGCCGUGUCCCAUUCAACAGGUUAUUCCUCCCUCCCUCCCCCCUCUCCCCCCCCAAAAAAUCCACCAAACCCAUCUCCCCCACCUUCAUUUUCCACAUCCACAGGUUCAGACUCUCCAUCUAUUCCUCUUCAAACCCUAGAAUUCUGCGGUUCGAAGCUCCAGAAAAAUGGAGAAUCUCCAACACUCAAAUCUCCCAAUUCAGGAACAAGUCUUCUCUUCUGAUUAUUCACUCUCGUUUUCUUAUUUUCCUGAGGACGUUCUGCUGUGCAUCCUCUCAUUCCUUUCGCCCUCGGACGUCUCCGCCUUCGCCUGCACCUCGAAGCGAUUCGUGACACUCUGUCGCAGCGACAGCAAGCUCUGGUACGCCAUGUGCGACCGGCGAUGGGGUUGCAAGACCCAGAUCAGGAAAUGGGGUGGCGGUAAGAUCGCCUACAAGCAGCUCUACAGAACCCUCGACGAGUGGGAGAAUUUGAUGGGCUUCUGGCGCCGGAGCGGCCAAGGAAGUCUGCCCGGCGGCGUCACUUCGCCUCCACCUCCGCCCUUGGUGUUCUUCGAGUGGGGUCCAUCCUUCGUCACUGGUUCCAAAGUUUCGCCAUCCAAGUCUGGCACGUAUCAGGUGAUAAAGGCACCAUUUUUGUGGAUGAGUCUCUCGGCGCACGGCGAAGUGGUGAAUUAUCUCGACCCCGAUUGUCGAAUCGACUUGUCUGGGGAUUUUGUGAAUUCAGACCAGUUGGAGUUUUUUGACGCGGAUUUGGUUCCUGUUAGCGUUAGCUUUAUGGGGAAGAGUCAUCUGGUUGUCGAAGAGACUCGAAGCUUUGGUUUUUCGUGUUCCCCCGAGCAAAGAAGAGCUGGGUUUCAGAGGAGUUCGAGCUCAGCAAGUCUGCGGGGAGAGGAUGGGGGCAUUGGGGAAGAUGUGAUUGGGGUAGAGAGUGGAUCGCCUGGAAGUUUGCCGGACCGACUUAUGUCUGAGAUUUAUCAGCACUUUGCGAACAGGACGAGUCCAGGCAGUGAGAGAGCAUCGAGGAGGCAGAGGAAGCGGGAGAAGGAAAGGCAAUGGAGUAGGAAAUGGGAGCUGGAGCAUUAUGUGAAGAUCGAAAAUUGUUCUCCCACACCUUCGCGACCCUUGCAGGGCCUAUGGAAGGGCAUCUGUGAAGGCAUGAACUUGGACUUUUAUCUUGUCGCAUAUGAUGACAUUGGGGGCAUUGCUUGUCGAAGGGUGGGGGACUCGUAUAAACCAUUUUCUGGCUAUUCUCCAGUUUUUUGGACAUCUGACUCGACUUUUCUCGAGUCUCCUUUUUCUCGCGAAGAAGUAUAUCUGUAUGAAAGUCGCAUACAUCUUCAGCCACUUGAAGCUGCAAAUUGCAUUGAUGGUGGGUCUGCUUUGACAGAAAAUGAAGAGGUCUCAGGCAUUCUCUACAUUAAUUCAAGUUAUGAUCUGGUUAUUCCAGAUUUGGCAGGAACUGCAAAUCCUUGGCAUGUGGAGGGAAGGAUUUGGCAGUACAGAAAUGGGACAUUUGGGUUUGGUUUUCUGCGGGACAAUUUCAUCAUAGACCUGAAGCAUAUUGCCCAAAAUGGUUGCCUUCUUGAUACUUCAGUACUUUAUUCUGACUGAAUUUCUAGUUGGGAAUUGUCUUAUGUAUAAAUCAGCUGUGUAGCUGGAUGCCAUCAAUCCAACAUGGCAUUGUGUACCAUAUUAAUCACAAGCUUCACCCAUUCCUUCA